Molecule: messenger RNA, 1026 nt
Organism: Talaromyces atroroseus
Lineage: Eukaryota; Fungi; Ascomycota; Eurotiomycetes; Eurotiales; Trichocomaceae
Exons: 6
Coding region: 1-1026 (341 amino acids)
Source: RefSeq, a predicted model, not a curated record
AUGACAAAUGAUUACCGCCCAACCUUGCUAGCGGUGGGCUGGACUCUCGCAGCUUUAGCCACCAUAGCUGUCGCCUGUCGAAUCUAUUGCCGUACAGUUUUGACCAAUAGAAGAGGAUGGGAGGAUGUCAUCAUGGGGUUUGCCUGGGCUGGUGCAAUCGCCACCACAGUGCUGGUUACGCUUAGUACGAGAUAUGGCUUUGGCUUGCACUUUGACGAAAUCGAGAACCCCGUCAAACAGAGUCUCGCAACCAAGUACACGCUCAUCCCACCCGCUAUUUCACUCCUAUCUGCCGGCGCGGCGAAAAUCUCAAUCGUGAUGUUUCUGGUGAGGAUCUUGGGGUCCUCAGUUGAGAUUUCGUAUAAGCUCGUCCUGUACAUUCCUUCAAUCAUUAUGAUAGGCGCAAAUGUCUUCGCCAUGGUUGUAUUGCUUGGAUACUGCACUCCUCCGGAAAAGGCGUGGAUCCCUUCCAUCCCAGGGCAUUGCAUGUCAGCGGCCACCCUGGACAUUGGUGGAAGAGCUGUUACUGUGUACAACGCUGCCAUGGAUCUUUUAUGUGCAAUUUUCCCUGUCUUCAUGGUCUGGAGACUCAACAUGAAAACACGCACGAAAUGGGGAUUGGCCAUUGUAAUGAGUGGCGGCAUUGUUGGUGCAAUAGCUAGUAUCGUAAAAGUCGUUAUGAUGAGCAAUAUCAAGAAUACCGCCGAUAUAACAUAUUCGUGGGCGCCUAUUGCCAUAUGGUAUAUGGUCGAGCAUACUAACGGACGAAUUCAGAUGUUCGCUAUUAUCAUUGCUGGAUCUAUCCCUACACUGCGUCCACUCUGGAAAGUCAUUCGCGGCCUUCAAUCUACCUCUGAGAGCAACAUCUCCUCCAGCGACCGUUACAACAAGCGAUUCCAGCGUCCCAGUACCGGGAACAGCUCAGCAGGGGCAGGACUGUAUACGAUGGCGCUGCGAGAGCUUGACAAGGAACCAAGUGAUUUGGACUUGAACGGACCAACAUCCAGUAGAGAGAGGAUCUUGUGA